CAGGGAACAGAGAAAGAAAGAUAACUCUACCUCUAGACACUCUACCUCUAGACUCAAACACGACAAAGAGUUGUGAACAACCUUUGAAUACUCGGAAAAAGAGGAAGAGCCGCGGCUGGCAAAUAGUCCUAAGGUAAAGGUAGUUUAAUAAGCAAAAAGUCGAAAAAGAAUUAUCAUCAUGCCCAAGCCCGUUCUCUUGAAAAAUCGUGGUCGAUGCCGCGUCCAGCAACAGCGAGAUGGAACGUGGCGUGUGUGGGUUCGAGUGACGAAACCUAUCGCAAACCCGAAAGGAUACCUGAAAAGACAUAUGCUUGUUUAUGAAUUGAGGUAGGGAUUAUAUUGGAUAUGGUUAUGGUUGCUUGUAGCUUAAGGAUGUCUACUUUUCCAAAAGCAUUAGCAUAUCAUGUUGUGCUCUAUCUAUUUCUAUUGCUCUUAUCCGAAACGGUAAUACUUUUUUUGGUUCCACCAGUUACAGAAACAAAAGCUGCUUUCAUAUUCCCGACACCGGAGCAAAGCGGACCUGUCUGAGUGUGGAGGAUGCAGUGGAAGUUUUGAAAUUGAAGCCACUGGAGAAGAAGAGCGGGGAACUUUCUACAGUGACAGUGAAGACGACGAAUGGAAAGUAUAACAGAAUAAAUAAAAGAACAUCCUCUUUCCUCAUCCUCAUCCUUCAUAUUUUCGAACUCCAAUCUGAUGUUCCUGGUGAUGCUCACAAUUGCAUUCUAACUCCAAUGUGCAGGUCCGAGCGUGAGCUUGCAAGGAUACGCCUUGAAAGCUACGACUUGUCUGCUGCCGAGGUGGGUAUUACCAGUGCUGCUAUGGGUACGGCAAGUACGUCAGGCAUUGCAUCAUCCUCCUCCACAACCAGCACCGCAGACAAUGGUAACAAGACGACUCUCGUUGAGCUCACCUGCAGCAUUCGAACUGGGCUUCUUGAGGGCCACGGAAUCCUCGGUAGAGACUGGAUUACGGUCGCCCAACCGGUUUGGGAGUAUUAUGUUCGGAAAGGAGGCGGCGCUGGGAAGAACGCACCAAAAGGUUCAACGAUUCAAAUCGGAAGUACAAUUUUACCUGCUGUUAGUGGAGGUGGUGGGUCGUUCUUAAACAAAAACAGUACGUGUACCACGACUACAGCGAUGAAUACUAAUGUACUAGCAAGGAAGACGGCGAAUACUAAUGUAGCAGGAACGAGUUCAAUUAAUAGUAGACGCUUCCAAGAGACUGAAGAGGCUAUGGCUGAACCUUCGAGCUCAUCGUCAGCUAGCAGUGACGUCGAAAAUAACAACCGUGGAACCUCCUCUGGAAGUACCCUAUCCGCCUCUAGAAGAAAGAAAUCUCUCCUCCAAGUGCGACAAGGACAACAUGAACUACAAGAACAUGAACUACAAGUACAAACUACAGAAAUAGAUAACGUUGUUGAUAAUGAACUGAUUAUGAUGAACUACAACUACACAAGCGAGAAUAUGAAUCCAUCGAGGAGCAGGAGCCUAGAAGAAACACCGGGAAUUACACCUGAUGGCCCUGUCUCGGGAUUAGGUGGCGAAAAUGGAGCUUCGCAGCACAUGGUCUUUCUUGAAGAUGCACUGAUCUACAACGAAAGCGAUUCUUACAUCCGUGCACGAGCGCUGAGUGGGGAUGACAGCGACGACUGCGAUCUUGAGGUCGAUUAUGUUGGCGGAGAUGACUAAUAGGUGAGAAGCAAAAGAGCAUCCUCACCUUCGAUUAUAACUCUUAUGUGAAAAAAUGAAUCCCGUCAAGGAUGAUGUGCACGUACGUAACGUAUGUCUUGAUGAAAAUGAACAGAAUAACACAAGACGCACUCGUCGUAUUCCAGAGAUACAAGUAGUAAGCAUACGACUGACAAAGACACUUCUCUUGCAUCCCGGCUUCUGAGAAUAUAGUUCUUCUUUUACACAUCUUAAUCUUUCAAUGAUGAACGAGCUCUUUCUACUUUCAUGCUCGGAGCUUUAU
Messenger RNA from Amoebophrya sp. A25, 1971 nucleotides. NCBI's taxonomy places the organism in Eukaryota, Dinophyceae, Syndiniales, Amoebophryaceae. The record is from the annotation of a GenBank genome assembly.